AUGGCAGUUUCCGGAAACCUUCCCGGCGAGAGCAAUGCCUUCAUGGUCCAAAUCCCAUGCAUCGUCUUCUUCGCGCUCACGCCCAUUUUCGUCGGAAUCCGACUCUUCUAUAUCGCCCAAAUCUUUUACAAGUUGACAAUCAAUCUCACCAAGGCCUCCAUCGUCCUUCUGUUCCUCCGAAUCUUCGUCCAGAGAUGGUUCUGCAUCACGUGCUACACUCUCCUCUCGAUCAUCAUCGCCUACAUGGUUGCCACGACUGCGUCGUCCAUCUUCCAGUGCACUCCAAUUCCUCGAGCCUGGGACAGGAGUAUUGCCGGGACUUGCAUCUCCCUUACGAUAAAUUGGAAUGCCAACGCCGGGUAUUCCAUCGCCACUGAUAUCAUCAUUAUACUUUUGCCGCAAUAUCCUAUUUGGAAGUCGAAACUGCCAGUUAAUCAGAAGAGGGCUCUGAUGGCCGUCUUUGCACUUGGUGGAUUCGUCACGGUAACGAGUAUCCUACGGUCAACGACUCUUAAUUUCUCAACCACAAGUCCUGACACGACGUAUGACAUCACCUCCACUUUAUGGACUAUGAUCGAGAUGCACGUCGCCAUCAUCUGCGCUUGUCUCCCCAUGUGCAAACUCCCCCUUACCUAUAUAUUCCCGAAAUUGUUCCCCACCAUCGGCGGCUCCUCGGCCCACGGCUCCAGCGGCGCCUCUCACCACCAGUACAGCAACACGACUCGGGAUGGCGGACGGAACGACUGGUCGGGCUACCCUUCCAGGAGGGAGCAGCUCCACAAGGCGGGAAUCAGCCUUGCUACCGUAUCGGCGAGGACGAAUAGCGGAGACGACACGAGCGAAGAGUACAUGCUUGACACGGUGGCUGGCAAGUCGGGCCACACACACGACCAUGAGGCGGGAGGCAUAUUUACGGGAGAGGAACCGACGCAUAGGAAUCAAAUUCGAAUGACCAAAGGCUACCAUAAUAUUGACGAGGCUAGGAGGGUGGAUGUCGUCGUUCAUGAGCUUGUCGAAGAGUUCCUCAUCAACCUGAUUGACGCCGUUGAUUACGUCCACACCACUUGGGUGGCCAUCGCAUAA
This is a messenger RNA of Scedosporium apiospermum, 1083 nucleotides long. RefSeq lists its product as uncharacterized. NCBI's taxonomy places the organism in Eukaryota, Fungi, Ascomycota, Sordariomycetes, Microascales, Microascaceae. Bases 1 to 1083 code for a protein of 360 amino acids. The transcript is spliced from 5 exons. The record is from RefSeq and is a predicted model, not a curated record.